Molecule: messenger RNA, 2472 nt
Organism: Malania oleifera
Lineage: Eukaryota; Viridiplantae; Streptophyta; Magnoliopsida; Santalales; Ximeniaceae
Exons: 8
Coding region: 881-2278 (465 amino acids)
Source: RefSeq, a predicted model, not a curated record
GCGUUUUCCAAACCCAUUCUCUUUAUCUGUUUGUUUUCAUUUAUUUAUCUUCUCUACACUGACCACAGCACUGUUCCUACCACCACCGCCUCCGCCUCAUCCUCUCUGUUCUAACAUCACAAGAACAGGAUCAGGAGGAUAUCAAAUUUGAAGAAGAAGGAGAAAGGGGGCACCGAUUUUGAUACGGAAAAAUCAGAAAUGUUGCAUCAGAAGCUGCUUCUUCUUCCUCUUUUUGGCUGCUGUCGGGGAGAAUGAAUAAUUAAUUGAGGAAAAAAGACCACGGCGGAAGAAGGAAAGAAGAAGUUUUGGUACAUAUAUGCCGUGGAAUCUGCAGCGUCAAUCGAGCUUUGCGUGUUGGCCCAUAAAUAUCAUGGAUCUUGGGAAUUCCUGCUUCGUAUCCUUUAGUAUAUAUAACCCUUCUUCUUGUUCAUCUCGUCAUUCUUGCGCUUUUCUCACAUCAGCUUCGGCAUCUGCAUCUGCAUCUGCAUCUUCAUCUUCAUCCUUGUCAUUUACGCUGUCGCCGUCUUCCUUCUUCGUUGGAACUGGGUAUUCCUCCGAGCCCAAGUCUAUGGCACCUCGCGCGAAGCCCUCUUGCUGCAAAGUGACCAAACCCUGUUUUUUUUCUAAUGAAUGUGCCGAGGAAGACGCUUGAUGGUCGAUGUCGAUCGUCCUCGGUUCUUUGAACUUACUAUUUGUCAAUUGAAGUAAAACUAUUCUUGUUGUUGUACUUUCUCAUUGCUGAGAGCUAUUUCCGGUCAUCGUUGUCCUUUUCUUUUUUCUUUUUCUUUCUUUUUUGAGUUUUCUCCGUCGAUUUUUUACAAGAAAAGAAGAAAUUGCAGUGGGAAUUGUUGAAAGAGAAGAAAGAAUUACAGAGAAGGAGAUGUUGUGCGCUUUGUUGGCCACCUUCUGUCAUCCUGCGAUGACUAUGACGUCAGCCGCCAAGGCUUCUUGGGCAAUUCCAAUCUGCGGCGAUCGUCACGUCGGGUAUACUCAUCCUUGUUGUUCCAGUAAGAAUUGGAGUGGGAAAGGGAGGAAGAAAAAUGCAAGGACAAGGAGCCUUUCCCCUCUCGCUUGUGCAACAGCUGCAUCGGCAUCCGCUUCAGCUUCUCCUGUUUUUCGCAGUCUAAACACGAGGGAUCCCUCCCGUCCCAUCUCUUACCAGGAGGUUCUUAAGGCCGCCAGAGAAAAGUUUACUCAAGAGAUCUCCUUUCAGUCCAAGGACAGGAACAUCUCUCUCGCCAAGGCUUUGCUGUACAUUGCAGCUGAAGAUGAGGCAUUUUUGGCUUUUCACCGAGAGAUGGAUGCUUUUUCACUUCUUAACGAAAGGAGGGAUGUUUCAAAUCCGUCUGGUGCGCAAGAAUGGGAAUGUUUGGAGGCAAUGCCUUUGGCUGGAAAGAGCAUAUUUGAAUGGCUGAUUGAGUUGGAUACCAUAGCCAAAGAAGUGGAAGCAGAGCUUGUCCCAAGGGACAUUGGUUGCCAUUUGGUUGAAGUUUUGGAGGCAGUAAAUUUAGUUCUUUUCGAGGCAAGAGGCUUCAAAAGGUCGUCUGUGCUUGUUGAUUCGAAGCAUUCAUAUUUGCACUCAGUACUAAACUCGGGAUGCGGCAGUGCAAUUUUGCUAAGCAUAAUUUAUAUUGAGGUUUGUCGACGACUUGGAGUGACAAUUGUGGGAUCUCGAGUGGGAGAAGAUUUUUUAAUUUGGCCUCAAACAGAAAGCUUAGAGGAGCUGUUCAAGGUAACAUCUGGACACAGCCUAUUUGCCAUAGUUAAUGGAAGAUGUGUAGAGGACCCUCGAUCAAGGGCCUCAGACUUAAGCAGCAGUUCAUUGUUAGGGCUUGACGUUGCCUCGAACCGAGACAUUAUUGGGAUUGCUUUGGCCAACCUGAUUAGACUUCAUUGGAAACGUGCUUCAAGAAUGAAUCAUGGAUUGAUGUUGACUUCUCCACUUAGGCCUGCUCGUGAUGCAUAUGGAAAGCUUAGCAAGAUGGAUGGUUCAAAAGUUCCCUUGUUGAGGCCUCGAGAUCUAAGGUUGGCUAUCAUGGCUUCAGAAAGAUUGUUGAUUCUGCAGCCACAUAAUUGGGCUCUGAGGAGAGACCAUGGCAUGAUGUUGUAUUACAAUAGGGAGUAUGGUGAGGCAGUGCAAGAGCUCAGCAUUUGCAUGGCCUUCGCCCCAGAAGAAGAGGCUGAGAUUUUAGAACCCUUUGUUGAGAAAUUGCAUUUGUUGCGGCUUGAAUCAUCAUGGAAUUGUAUGGGGCAGACGGGUCGAUUGGCAGUGUCUUAACUUGUUUGUAGAUAACCCUUUUUUCUUUAAAUGCUCAUCCCCAUUUUGUACUCUCUCUCUCUCUCUCUCUCUGGGGUAAAAUGUAUUGAAGAAAGUUUUGUUUUUGACCUUGCAAUGCUUCCAGUCUACCAUGCAAUUUGCUGUGACAUUGUUUGAGCUUCAAAAAGUAAUGUAUAAUGAAACGGCUUCAAAAA